AUGUUAUCUGAGGUAGAAAGUGCGGACACGCUUCCAUUUUUCAAGGAUGCCAGUCCGAAGUACGAAGUUAACGAGAACGAUAAAAUCAUUGCGCCUAGUAUUGCAGAGGUUGACUCUGACCCUGAAAAGUUAAGAGAGAUACGUGGACAGGGACGGUACUUUGGUAUUGAAGAUGGUGAAGAUGGUAUAGUUGAGCCCUUGCCCAAAUGUAAUAACUGUUCACAAAGAGGUCAUUUGAAGAAAAACUGUCCGCAUGUGAUAUGCUCUUAUUGCGGUGUGCUUGAUGAUCACUAUUCGACUCACUGUCCAAAAACGAUGAGAUGUUCACACUGUAACGAGCCUGGUCACUACAGACAGCACUGUCCUGUGAAGUGGAAACGAGUGUUUUGUACGCUGUGUCACAGCAGUAGGCACUCGAGGGACAGGUGUCCAAGCAUCUGGAGAAGUUACUGUCUAAAAGAAUCCAGUGACAAGAGAGUGCUACCCUUGCACCAAAUAUACUGCUAUAAUUGUGGUGGGAAGGGCCACUUUGGUGAUGACUGUUUAGAAGCUCGUUCUUCAAGGGUACCGAACGAUGAUGGUUCAGCAUUUGCAGGUAACAAUCUACCAUCAUCGGUAAGGCCAGACUACAACAGAAAUUUGAAGGAAUAUAAGGUCAAGACCGACUACAGUUAUGACGAUUAUGAUUACAAUAAUUACAACUUUGAAGAAGAUGACGGUGGUAGUCAUUAUUACAGCUCUAGGUACAAUAACGGUGAAAGUAAUGGGAACAAAAAUAAAAGAUCGGCUGUGGAUUAUGGCGAUGCUCGGCCUUCUAACUUUUAUGCUCCUCCUUACAACAAAAAGAACAAAAGAUCGAACAACAGUAACGGCGGUAAUGGAAAUACGGCAAGACUUCCAGCCCCAACUGUCAAGGGCAAAGUGCUGCCCCCAAAACCAACUAGAUCGCAUCCAUUGGAUUUCCCAAGAAAUCCAAAUGUCAAUAUACCCCGCUACGGAAGUAGCUCAUACCAGCCCUCUAAUGACAGAUAUAGAAACUAUAACUCCUACUCGGGCUUUAAAAAGCGCCGUUGA
Kluyveromyces marxianus DMKU3-1042 is the source of this 1074-nucleotide messenger RNA. It is a transcript of the gene AIR1, whose product is annotated as zinc finger CCHC domain-containing protein. Bases 1 to 1074 code for a protein of 357 amino acids. Lineage: Eukaryota; Fungi; Ascomycota; Saccharomycetes; Saccharomycetales; Saccharomycetaceae. The record is from RefSeq and is a predicted model, not a curated record. Gene Ontology annotation, molecular function: zinc ion binding; nucleic acid binding. The transcript has a single exon. Gene Ontology annotation, biological process: polyadenylation-dependent RNA catabolic process.